Messenger RNA from Penicillium subrubescens, 672 nucleotides. Its product is annotated as class I SAM-dependent methyltransferase. The transcript has a single exon. The record is from RefSeq and is a predicted model, not a curated record. Lineage: Eukaryota; Fungi; Ascomycota; Eurotiomycetes; Eurotiales; Aspergillaceae. Bases 1 to 672 code for a protein of 223 amino acids.
AUGACCGAAUCCACCCAAAUCAAAGCAGACAUCAAAAAGGCCUACGAUGCCAUCGCCCCCAAAUACCUGACCUGGACUGAAUCCACGCAUAAAGUCCGCCUAGGCUACGUGGAAACCCUCCUGAAAAACUUCAAUUCCACUUCACCACUCUCAAUUUUGGAAUUAGGCUGCGGCGCCGGCGUCCCAGUAACCCAACACCUCUCCACCCUCCCAAACACAACCGUCACCGCAAACGACAUCUCAUCCACGCAAAUCAGCCUCGCAAAAACCCACCUCCCACCCUCAGUCACCCUAAUCCAGGGCGACAUGAUGGAGCUCACUUUCUCAAACGAAUCCUUUAACGCCGUUUUGGCAAUGUAUUCGAUUUUCCAUCUCCCGCGCGAAGAACAAGUUACCAUGUUAACGCGGAUUUAUGCCUGGUUGAAGCCGGGGGGGUUGUUGUUGGCUAAUUUUGCGGCGGGGGAGUUUGAGAACGAGUUUGAUGCGGCGUGGCUGGGUGGGAAAGACGGGGUUGUGCAUUGGAGUGGGUGGGGGGUUGAAGGAACGAGGAGGGUUUUGAAGGAGAUUGGGUUUGGGAUUGUGAUUGAUGAGGUUGUGCAGGAUGAGGAGCGGGAGAUGGAUGGGGGGGUUAAGAAGGUUGAUUUUCAUUGGGUUAUGGCUAGGAAGGUGUAG